Molecule: messenger RNA, 938 nt
Organism: Amphibalanus amphitrite
Lineage: Eukaryota; Metazoa; Arthropoda; Thecostraca; Balanomorpha; Balanidae
Product: putative peptidyl-tRNA hydrolase PTRHD1
Exons: 2
Coding region: 526-894 (122 amino acids)
Molecular function (GO): peptidyl-tRNA hydrolase activity
Source: RefSeq, a predicted model, not a curated record
GUUCGGACCGCCGAUUCGUAUUAGCAGGUGGAUACAUGAGUCGGUAGUACGCUCCUGAUUCGCAUUAGCGGUGAAUCCGAUCGUGAUACGUAUUUGCUUUGCUCAUGUAACCGCGGAUCGGAUCGCCGAUUCGUACUAGCAGGUGGCUACAUGAGUCGGUAAUGCGUUCCUAAUUCGAAUUAGCGGCUAAAUACGUAUUUACUGUGCUCAUGUAACCCCGAUAAUUGUACACAUCUUACAGUAGUACGUGUUGUUCUAUAUACCCUGGUAGUACGUGUCCAUUUUUUGUUUUUGUAGGCCAUAAUGAUAAGGACUCUGUAUUUGAUUUGACCAUUUAUUUAAACAUCCAUUGUUGAUGUGGUCUUAAGGUGUGCUUGUUUUUUACUUAUGGUAUUGUGUGCUGAUUAAUUUAUCACUGGAGAGGCCGAUAAUAUCGUGGCUGGUGGCGUAAAUUUACCGGUUCUAUACCAUAUUAAUACCUAUUGACAUUGGGUACCUAUUUUGGAAACAGACAAGGGUCCAGCAAUGGCAUCUUCAAUUGUCCAAUAUGUUGUAGUUCGGUCAGAUUUAAUAACUACAUUGAAAUGGCCUCUUGGAGCUGUCAUCGCUCAGGCCUGCCACGCAACAACGGCGGUGAUGCACCUCUUCAAAGAUGACCCGCACGUGCAGACCUACCUGUCAGAUGUGGACAACAUGCACAAGGUGGUGCUGGCGGCGCCGGACGCUGACGCGCUCACCCGGCUGCAUGAAGCUCUCCGCGAGGCGGCCGUCGACCACAAGCUGUGGGUGGAACAACCAGAGGAUGUGCCCACCUGCCUGGCCGCCAAGCCGGCACCGAAAGUCGAGGUGCAAAAGUACUUCAAGAAGUUCAAGCUGUUUAGCGUCGAUUUAUGAUGUGAUUAUAACACUUUUUAAUGGAAAUAUAUUUAUGUUUAUAA